GUUACCCUAACCUGCCCCCCACCUGUCUCCCUGUUACCCUAACCUGCCCCCCACCUGUCUCCCUGUUACCUUAACCUGCCCCCCACCUGUCUCCCUGUUGCCCUAACCUGCCCCCCACCUGUCUCCCUGUUACCCUAACCUACCCCCACCUGUCUCCCUGUUGCCCUAACCUGCCCCCCACCUGUCUCCCUGUUACCCUAACCUGCCCCCCCAGCAGGUGACCAUGGCAGCCGGCGUGGCGGCCUGGAUGCCGUUUGCGCGGGCGGCUGCCAUCGGUUGGAUGCCGGUGGCCAACACCCCCAUGCCGGCUCCUCCCACAGAGACGGAGCAGAAGUGGGCGGGGCUUCUGGUUCUGAACGUCAGCGGGACAAAGUUUGAGACGUGGCGGGACACGUUGGAGCGUUACCCCGACACUCUGCUGGGCAGCUCUGAGAGGGAGUACUUCUUCCACCAGGACACCAACGAGUACUUCUUUGACCGAGACCCAGACAUCUUCAGACACAUCCUGAACUUCUACCGGACCGGUACCCUGCACUACCCUCGUCAGGAGUGCAUCUCUGCCUACGACGAGGAGCUCGCCUUCUUCGGGAUCAUCCCGGACAUUAUCGGGGACUGCUGCUACGAGGAGUACAAAGACCGGCGACGGGAGAACCAGGAGCGUAUCCAGGACGACGAGGACAAYGAGCAGACCAAUGAAGUGGUAACUGUGGACGCCACCUUCAGAGAGACCAUGUGGCGGGCCUUCGAGAACCCCCACACCUCCACCAUGGCUCUGGUCUUCUACUACGUCACGGGCUUCUUCAUCGCGGUGUCGGUUCUGGCCAACGUGGUGGAGACGGUACCGUGUGGCGCUGUGGCAAAGCGGGUGAAGGAGAUGGCGUGCGGUGAGCGGUACGCGCUGGCCUUCUUCUGCCUGGACACAGCUUGUGUUCUGAUCUUCACCGUGGAGUACCUGCUGCGCCUGGCCGCCGCGCCCAGCCGCUACCGUUUCGUGAAGAGYGUGAUGAGCAUCAUCGACGUGGUGGCCAUCAUGCCCUACUACAUCGGCCUGGUCAUGACCGACAAUGAGGACGUGAGCGGCGCCUUCGUCACGCUGCGAGUCUUCAGGGUCUUCAGGAUCUUCAAGUUCUCGCGCCACUCUGCGGGACUUCGCAUCCUGGGCUACACCCUGAAGAGCUGCGCCUCGGAGCUGGGCUUCCUGCUCUUCUCCCUCACCAUGGCCAUCAUCAUCUUCGCCACCGUCAUGUUCUAUGCYGAGAAAGGUUCUGGGAGCAAGUUCACCAGCAUCCCAGCAGCCUUCUGGUACACCAUCGUUACCAUGACAACACUGGGAUGGUUCUACUGUUCUCUGCUGACUCAUCAUUUCAUGUGUUUGAAGGCCUGUAAAGAAGCAGGUCAGGCCCUGGUGUGUAAGAUCAACCCAAACUUUGAGCUGCAGCAGCAUCACCUGCUGAGCUGUCUGGAGAAAACCACGAACCACGAGUUUGUUGAUGAGAAGGUCUUUGAGUCGAGCUGCAGAGAGAUGAGUACGAUGAAGCAGCUGACUCCUUCCUCCUCCUCCUCCUCCUCGCCUCGUGGGUUCUCCUGCUGCGGAUGCAGGAAUAAGAGAACGUUCCACGUCCAGAACUCCAACAUGUCUGUGGGUCUGCAGGGCAGCAUCCAGGAGCUGAGCACCAUCCAGGUCCAGGAGAGACCCUUCAACAGGUGACAGAGAAACACCUGGAAACAGGUGCUGUG
This is a messenger RNA of Austrofundulus limnaeus, 1737 nucleotides long. Its product is annotated as potassium voltage-gated channel subfamily D member 2. The transcript has 3 exons. Gene Ontology annotation, cellular component: dendritic spine; voltage-gated potassium channel complex; postsynaptic membrane. The record is from RefSeq and is a predicted model, not a curated record. Gene Ontology annotation, molecular function: A-type (transient outward) potassium channel activity; protein binding. The coding region runs from base 224 to 1708 and encodes 494 amino acids. NCBI's taxonomy places the organism in Eukaryota, Metazoa, Chordata, Actinopteri, Cyprinodontiformes, Rivulidae. Gene Ontology annotation, biological process: potassium ion transmembrane transport; protein homooligomerization; action potential.